Messenger RNA from Sporisorium graminicola, 1794 nucleotides. RefSeq lists its product as uncharacterized. Gene Ontology annotation, molecular function: heat shock protein binding; ATP binding. The record is from RefSeq and is a predicted model, not a curated record. The transcript is spliced from 2 exons. Lineage: Eukaryota; Fungi; Basidiomycota; Ustilaginomycetes; Ustilaginales; Ustilaginaceae. The coding region runs from base 1 to 1794 and encodes 597 amino acids. Gene Ontology annotation, biological process: response to heat; protein refolding. Gene Ontology annotation, cellular component: cytoplasm.
AUGCCGACGCCAGCAGCUCGCGGUGCUGUCGGCCGCCUAUCACCGCUCUCUGUGCCCUCUUCCUCUAGCGCUGUCAGCGUUGCUUCACGUCGCUCCUUUGCCUCACGAUCGAGCACCUCGCUGCCUCGUGUAGAAGCUUCUUCGCCGGCCACCCGCUCGCCUAAAGCGUCGGCUUCCUCUCGGUCUCUUGCCAGCUGGUCCCGCUCCUCCACCGCUCGUCCUCGCUCGUGCAGCUCGUGCGGUCACCAGCUUCCCACUACCUCGCAACGAUCCUUCUCCUCUUCUGCUGUCCACUCCGCCUCCGCCAAGGACCCUUACUCGGUUCUCGGGGUCAAGAAGGACGCCAACACAAAGGACAUCAAGCGCGCCUACUACGACCUCGCCAAAAAAUAUCACCCGGACACCAACAAGGAAAAGGACUCCAAGGAGCGCUUCGUAGAGAUCCAGAAUGCUUACGACCUGCUCAGCGACGACAAGAAACGUGCUGCCUACGAUCAAUACGGCACAACAGACGGCCAGCCAGGCUUCGAUCCUUUCGGCGGCGGAGGCUCCUCCCCCUUCGGUGCAGGUGGCUUUGGUGGAUUCCAGGACUUUGGCGGCUUUUCUAACGCAGGUAACGCGGGCUCCAUCUUUGAGAGCCUCUUUGGCGCUUUUGGCGGCGGAGGCAGGCCCGGCCAGCGCGGCCCCGGAUUUGGAGGUGCAGGCUUUGCAGGCGAGGCCCGAGGCGAGGACCUCGAGACCACCAUCAAUCUCACCUUCGAAGAAGCCUGCAAAGGCACUAAACGCAAGGUAGUCAUCAACCCCAUCGAACGAUGCGGCACCUGCACCGGCUCCGGCCUCAAGCCUGGCGCCAAGAAGAGCACCUGUGCCACCUGCAACGGCACCGGCACGCGUACGUUUGUGAUCCAGAGUGGCUUCCAGAUGGCUACCACCUGUCCAUCGUGCGGCGGUGCUGGCUCGACCGUGGCACCCGGUGACAACUGCAACACCUGUGAUGGCAUCGGAAGAGUGCGCGGACGCAAGGAAGUCGAAAUUGAUCUACCAGCCGGUGUCGACGAUGGCUUCCGCAUUCGCAAAGAUGGCUUUGGAGAUGUUCCGCUCUCCGGCGCCGGUACGCCAGGCUCGCUCUACGUUCGCAUCAAUGUCGCUCCUAGCCGCAUCUGGAGGCGUCAAGGUUCGACGCUCUUUUACCCGGCCACAAUCCCCUUCCAUACAGCCAUCUUGGGCGGCAAGGUUCGGGUGCCCACUUUGGACGGUCCCGUCGAAGUGCGUGUGCCCGCAGGCACCCAAGUGGGCGAAGAGAUGAUCCUGCCUGGCCGAGGUGUGCCAUCGCCGACUCGAUGCGGGCAAAAGGGAGAUCUGAUGGUGCAAUUCGAAGUCAGCAUGCCGCGUUCGCUCACCAAGCGACAGCGUGAAAUCCUGCAGCAGUACGCCGAUGAAGUGGAAGGUCGUUCGUCGUCGUCAUCGUCGACCUCGGGCGAUAGCAACGGCAGCAGCAGCAAAUCUUCCAGCUCUUCGUCGAGCAAGCCGUCCAAGGCAGGUGGUUCGACGGCAUCAUCAUCAAAAGAUACAUCCAAAUCGAGUCAGACUGCGUCUUUUAAACCUUCUCCGCCUCCCUCCGACAAGGCGCAGGCGGGCUCUGCGAGUCCACCAACCAAAAAGGCUUCUGCAGCAGACAGCAAAACAGCUGAAACAACAGCGAAGGAAGCCACGACCGACAAGAACGACGGCAGUGCUCCUACCAAUGACCAAGACAGCAAGGCGAGCGAUGCCAAUGCCAAGUCUGCCUCGUGA